GUCAAUCAAGUUUUCUGCUUCGUGGUUUUGUUUUGUUUGUGUUUUUCAAAUAUAUUGACGUAAAUUGAUGCAAACUCUGGUGAGACGUUUAAGUGGGCAUGUUAAAUCAAAUACCUUUUUUAAUAAGUGUAUUUAUAUAAUGUUUCAUUAAGAAUGUUAUUUUCGUGGGUUUCUGAGUCAAUUUAAUAAUGGCUUCAGAAAAAUGGGCUGGAUUCACUGAUGAAGAUAUUGAACGAAUUAAAACAAAUCCUACGAAUAGAAAAAAUAGUCGUAUGACGGAUAAAGAUGGUAUUCCUAGAAAGGAUAAUUCAGGACCUUUAAAGAUCAAAGAAAUAGCUGUAAAAACCUUACAACCUAAUUUUCCUUCUGAAUCAUCAAAAGAUGAGACAUCAGAUUCAGAUCAUGAUUUUAUCAGGAGACCUCAUCGAUCGAAGAAAAAUUCUAAAUUGAAAGAAUUUCCAUCGCCUGUAUUAGCUCCACAUAAUACUAUUGAUUGUAAUAAUAUGCCUCAUGAAGAGAAUAAUACAGCUGAUAUGUCUGAUGAUUCUUGCAAAUCACCUACAGAUUCAAGAAAUGAAAAUUUAGAGGACAAGUUUCUUGAAACAGAACCAAACUCUAAUAUUAGCGAGUUGGAACUAUUUGAAAUACGACGAAAGAAAGUCGAAGCUGAGAAUGCCAGAAGAAGGGCUCUCAUAAACAAAGCUAUAACAGACAAAAAAAUGCAAACUCAAGCUGAAGCAAUGAAAUUAGCAAAAAUUACUCAGGAGCUGAAUCGCUUGGACAGUAUUUUAAGUGCAGAUGUCUCUAUUUUACGUGAUUAUAUAGAGCAAGCUAGUAUGGAAUUCUCUAAAGCUGAAAAGAGAUAUUUGAAAGCUGAAAAGGAAUUCAUAGAAGCUAAAUUGGAUUUGUAUGAAAAAAUGCAAAGAAAAGAACAAUUGACUGAACACCUUUGUGCCAUCAUUGAACAAAAUGAGAACAGGAAAGCGAACAAACUAGUUGAACUCAUGAAACAAUUGGAAAUGGAAGCAAUUAUUGAAGAUUAUGAUAUAAAUAAUUCUGAACCUGUCUUGUCAAAGUUUUGUCUACUAAAUGACGAAACAUACCAUUGCUGUCAGACUUUGAAGCCGUCUCAGAAAACACCUUCCAAUGAUUCUAAACAUGACGAAGAGGCAAUGUCUCAAACUCCCGAAGAAUUAAAUACAUCUGUGGAUUCAACAAACACUGAAAAUUGUUGCACAGAUACACUGCCAUAAAGAAUCUCAUAAGUGUGCAGUCAUAUGAUCAAAAUUUUUAUGCAUUUGAAAAAAAAAAAUCACUCAUGAAAUGAUAGUUUAUUUUAGUACCUGGUGUGUUAUCAUUGUUGAUCAAUGAGUGCCUUAUAUACAACUUAUUAAUUUAUUACUUGUUGUCUUUCUAUAUAAAAUGUUUGCAUUUUACAAUUUACUGUGUGAAUAGCAAUAUAUUUUUUCAUAAUCUGUGUAUAUAAUAAUAUUUAACAAAUAAGGUAUGCAGUGCAUUUAAUAAUCAAAUAUUUUCUGUGUAUUGGAAUAUAUAAUAACGAUUUAACAUAAUUUACAUCCUGGUCCUGACAUUUGCCAAUGGUAUAAAAUAGAAAAUGUUAUGUACAAGUAAUAUUCAUUCUCUUGUGUAAAUGAUUUACUGUUAUAUACACAAAUCUUUAUAAGUAACAACAACAAAAUUCAGAUUCUUUUAAUUUUUCCUUUGAAGCAACGUAUAAAAUUAAAAAAAGACUAUCUUUGCCAUAAAUUCAAUGAUGGCUUAUUUAUUGAAUGUAUAUUUUUUAAUGAAUUUUGGAAUUAUAUUUUUCUUUAGUUAGUGAAUAUAUAUGUCACAAUUUUCUCGUUUAUUUUGGAGGGGGGGGGGGAGCUCUUUAUAAAUAAGAAAUAUUUCCAUAGUCUUGAGUUAUUUUAUCAAUAUAUAUCUAUAUCCUGUUGCUCUUUUAAUCCACCAAUUUUGUGAUACAAAAAUUAUAUUUCUGUUUUUUGAAUUUUACUGUUGUCUAUCUUUAUUACUUCAAGAUUUCUGUGUUUGAAGUAUUAUUUUGUUAUAAUAAAAGUAUAGUGC
Argiope bruennichi is the source of this 2085-nucleotide messenger RNA. RefSeq names its product RAB6-interacting golgin-like (gene Gorab). The record is from RefSeq and is a predicted model, not a curated record. Gene Ontology annotation, biological process: non-motile cilium assembly. The transcript is spliced from 6 exons. Lineage: Eukaryota; Metazoa; Arthropoda; Arachnida; Araneae; Araneidae. The coding region runs from base 189 to 1253 and encodes 354 amino acids.